AUGAUACUCAAGGAAAAUGAGGAGAUUGGGCACUGGGGUAACGAAAGAUGGAGAGAAAAGCUGGUCAAUAUGGGUCCCUUGGCUUUCAUCCCGAAUGAGUACCACAUGGAGGAACAUGAGAAGAAAAGGCUACUACAUGAGUUGAGUGAAAGAAAAUGCCGAAGAAUAUCGGAUGGGGAAAUUGAACGCCUACUGGAUGACUACAAUGACGUAUUCGCCGACAAUGAGCUUACGCAGACUAUAAUAGCAGAAAUGGACAUAGAUACGGGCAAAAGCAGUCCAGUGAAGCUCAAGACGCGACCAGUACCGCUAAGUGUCAUACCCAAGCUAAGGAACUUGCUGAAAGACCUAGAAAAGUGGGAAAUCAUUGAAAAAGGAAAGUCGGAUUGA
Molecule: messenger RNA, 390 nt
Organism: Cylicostephanus goldi
Lineage: Eukaryota; Metazoa; Nematoda; Chromadorea; Rhabditida; Strongylidae
Source: the annotation of a GenBank genome assembly